AACAGAGCAGGCAGCAGAGCCUCGCCGUCUCGGCGUCUCCAUCCUUUUUGAUCUCGCUUCCGCCGCCUCCGGCCGACGGGGGAAGACCUCUCCGCUCCCCGGCCAUGGCUCCGCUUGCCAACGUGGCCAUCAUGGUCGGCUCCGGCAUUGCUGGAUCGAUUCUUACGACCUACACGAAAGUUGGGGAUGUAUUAUCUGGUGGACUCGAAUUUGUGAAGAAACAUGGGGAAGGUGGUGGGGGCGCGAAGUCUAGCAGCGGCCAAGAUACUGCUCAAUUGAUGUCUCAGGUCAACAUUCUCAGGGAGGAGAUACAGUCAUUGACCGUGAGACCAGCUAUGGUGGUGACAUCUGCUGCAAAAUCAGGAUCUGGUGCAUGUACUGUAACAGCAGUCGUCGUUGCUGGGGUUGUUGGCUAUGCAUACAUAAAGUGGAAGGGCUGGAAACUCUCUGAUAUGAUGUUUGUGACAAAGCGUGGCUUAUCCGAAGCUUGCAAUGUUGUUGGUAGCCAGUUGGAUCAAGUUUCAGAUGCUGUUGUUGUUACAAAGAAACAUCUAGCUGGGAGGAUUGACCUUGUGGAUAGUAGUUUAGAUGAAAACAAGCAGAUCAUCGAAGGCACAAGGGAUCAGGUUGCAGUCAUAAAUAUGGAUCUAAGUGCUUUCCAGGAGGAUUUACAAUCAGUUAAUCUUGUUGUUCAAACUUUGGAGUCGAAGAUGGGGCGCCUUGAAUCCUCUCAGGAUCAAACAGUAGAUGGAAUACAUCACUUGUGUGAGUUCACCCGAAAAUUGGAACCUGCCAAGAAUGGCAAUGUUGGCCAGGUACCAUCAUCCAUUCCUGCAAGCAUUGGAUCUUCCUCAGAGCGAAUUGUGAGGGCUACUUGUUUGCCUCGUCCUGCUCCACGCCUAGCUCUGGAAGAAAUCCCACUUGUAGCUGAAUCACCUAGAGCAGAGUCACCCCAGGUUUCAUCCGCAGCUGAAUCCUCUAGAGCAGAGGUAUUGCAGGAGCAAAAGGGUGUUGGCAGCCGAACAUGGUCUACAAGCAGUGAAGGAUCCUCACAUGUCAUGUCGUCCUCAACUGAGGCUAGCAUGAACACAGCUAAGCCAACAAGCUCAAGUCGAUUCAGUGGGCUGCGGCUACCUGGGCUUAGUUUUCUUGGGGCUUCUUCUACUUUAAGUUAACGGUAACAUUGGAAAUGCCCCAUGCCAUAGCAUAGCUUUGUGGUCGUUGUGGUAGCAAGGAAGAAACAUGAUAGCAAUACGGGUGGGUGAGACCCUCCACCCUUUUCUCCAAAUUUUGUAGAAACAAAUCUUCUCUGUAUAUCUAGCAUCCAUGGGGCGAACAUGUCUUGCAUUGACAGCAAAGAAAGAGAUCAUUGUUUAUGUUUC
Molecule: messenger RNA, 1382 nt
Organism: Setaria italica (foxtail millet)
Lineage: Eukaryota; Viridiplantae; Streptophyta; Magnoliopsida; Poales; Poaceae
Exons: 13
Coding region: 105-1175 (356 amino acids)
Source: RefSeq, a predicted model, not a curated record